Molecule: messenger RNA, 1311 nt
Organism: Hyaena hyaena (striped hyena)
Lineage: Eukaryota; Metazoa; Chordata; Mammalia; Carnivora; Hyaenidae
Product: developmental pluripotency-associated protein 2-like
Exons: 7
Coding region: 1-1311 (436 amino acids)
Biological process (GO): system development
Cellular component (GO): nucleus
Molecular function (GO): chromatin binding
Source: RefSeq, a predicted model, not a curated record
AUGGAUCUGUUAUGUGAGGCCAGGCACCCACCAGAGGAUGUUCCUCAGGAGGGCACCGAGGACCUAGUGUCCACCAAGGCCACGAGAAACAUGCUAGAGAGGGGGCACAAGCAUUGCGGAGAAGGGCAGCAGUCCUCUGCAGAGAGGGCUGAUAGUAGUAAGGCAGUCAUAGAACUGGGCUUGCUAAUGUCAUUCUGGGGAUGGAGAAAUCAGGCUGGAAGCCCCCAGGUGAAAAGCAGCGAAGGCCCGGUGUCCCAUCGUGGCCGGCUUCGCCUUGCCCUGAGUAUCCCUGGAAAUGGCCUGACCAAUGAAUGUUCAUGGGAGUGCUUUGAAAAAGUGUUACACAGGGGUGACUGGCUGGGGUCUGCUAGUCGUCGUCAAAUUCAAGAACACGCCAUACGUGUUCUCUCCAGCCACCUAUCGGCUUCUGAGUUUAUUAAUGGUGCUUUGAAAAAUUUCUCAGAGGCAUUAGAGGAAGAAACUGUGGUUCUCACAUUGGUUCCAGUUAAUGUGGAACCUAAUGGAGAAGAGCAAAUGGAACCAAGCGUUUCUUCAACUUCAGAAGUGGGCCUGGAGAAGCCUGGGACAAACGAUAAAGUUUGUCAUUCUCAAAUGAGUGAACAAUUCAAGUCUUGUCCAAAACAUAGUUGUUGCACUACAACAAGCCUUCCUUUGCCAACCAGUUUGCCUCCAGUUAAUAAAGUACGUUGGGAUACUUUGCGGAACUGGUGCCAACAAUUUAAUUUGAGUACCGAUGGCCGGAAAAUAGAUGUUUAUCUGAGGCUCCAGAAACAUGCUUACUCUGAAAUAAACGAGAAUAUUCCUAAAAUAUCACCAGAGGCCAAAUUGCAGCCAUGUUCGACAACAUGCAAGAUGGCAGCAAAGACAGCAAGGAUUCGGAAAAGUUGUAAGAAGGCUAAGAGAGAGGAAGGGAUUAAUAUAGUGGAGGUGAUAACUUCAGCACAAGAAGGCAUGUUGGCAGCGUGGUCAAGAAUUGCUGUAAGAGCCAGUCAAUCCAAAUCUGUGAAUUCACGUCCCAUUCCUGCUUCUGUUGAGACCUUUCUGCUGCAAGCCCCUGGCAUCAGGUGGUGUGUGGUCCAUGGCAGACCUCUGUUGGCAGACACAAAAGGUUGGGUUCGCCUGCAGUUUCAUGCAGGUCAGGCCUGGGUACCUGACACCCCCAAGAGGAUGAUCUCUCUCUUCCUGUUACCCGCCUGCACUUUCCCGUCCCCUGGCCUAGAAGAUAAUAUGUUAUGGAAAACUGGUAGUUUGGAUUCAAAAUCUAGACAUUUUGGAGUAGCGAUCCAAUAA